This is a messenger RNA of Scheffersomyces amazonensis, 572 nucleotides long. RefSeq lists its product as uncharacterized. NCBI's taxonomy places the organism in Eukaryota, Fungi, Ascomycota, Pichiomycetes, Serinales, Debaryomycetaceae. Gene Ontology annotation, cellular component: mitochondrial matrix. Bases 58 to 534 code for a protein of 158 amino acids. The record is from RefSeq and is a predicted model, not a curated record. The transcript has a single exon. Gene Ontology annotation, biological process: mitochondrial proton-transporting ATP synthase complex assembly.
UAUCCAUUAACUAGUUAGUUAACUAAUACAAUAACUGUAUAAACCAUCUAUACUAAAAUGACAGCUAUAUCAUCCAAAACAUUUCCUGCGUUUAAAACCCUCCAUCAAAAGCUUGUAAAUGAAUUAAAGGUAAUAGAACAUAAAUCAUCCGUUAUACACUUCAAUAAGAACUAUGAAAAACAGCUAACAUUAUUGAAUUAUAAGAAGAUAACCCAUAUUAAAGAACAAAAACCAGUGGACGAAAUAGUUCAACAAAUCAAAACUUUGGAGCUGACAAAGAUUAAUGGUAUUCCAGAACCAACAGAUUUGAAGGACACUAAAUUAUUAAGUACUUUGACUAAGCAUAUUGAACAAGAUAAUCAAGACAUCCAUCAUAAAUAUAAGUUAAAUAAUUUAGGUAAUGUCGUAACCUUUUUAUCAAGUCAACGAGAAUAUACUGAAUUAUUAGAAAGAUAUAACCCUGGUUUAACUAUGAGUCAAGAAGAUAAUGUUAGAAAAACUGCAAAGAGAGUUGGAUUAGAAGUACCAGAAUGAACUUUACUGGUCUACGAAGAUUUUAACGUAAUUAUACA